CUUCAAAGUUCGACCAAAGAUGAGCUCAGCCGACGCCGCCGAAGGGGCAAGUGCGCCGCCACGCCUCGCCAAAGCGGAAAGCACUGUUGAUGCACCUCGCUCCACCCUUCAACCGAACUGGAGCUCGGCCAUGCGUCGAACGUCCCUACAUCGAUCGGAGUCCGAUGUGUAUCUCCAAACAAACCACGAAAUGCUGGCGCAACCGACAUAUGCGAUGGACCACAAGACCGAAAAGCAGUUUGCAUCGGAGAUGCGUCACGCCCUGGGGAUCGUCGACAAGUUCUUUGGGUCUUCCGUCCUCCAAGAUCACUCCAUCCCCCGCGAACUGCUCCUGGAAGCGCAAGGGUUGGUGUUUCUCACGGUGUACAAGCUCGGGUUCCUCGUGUCGGGGAAAGGCGGCAAAGGGUUUGUGAUCGCCCGCACAGCGAACGGCUGGUCUGCGCCUGCGUUUGUCGGAAGCGGCGGUAUCGGCUUCGGCAUGAUGGUGGGCGGCGAAGUGGUGCAUUACAUUGUCAUUUUGAGCUCGCGGAACGCCGUCAAGACGUUUACCCGCAACGGCCAGGUCCAAGUCGGCUCGGAAUUGGAUCUCGCGAUCGGUCCGCUAGGUCGCGCCGCCGCCGCCAGUCUGAACGUCGGACGCGGCGGGAUUGCGCCCAACUACUCGUACUCGCACUCGAUGGGGUUGUACGGCGGCAUUGGCCUUUCCGGCGCCGUGAUUGUGUCCCGGAAGACCUUCAACGACAAAUGCUACGGCUCCCACGUCCGAGUCAAGUCAAUCCUGGCCGGGGAAGUCGCGUGUCCACUGGCUGUGCCGCUCUGGGAAGCGCUGGACGCGGUGUUGAACAUCAAGCGCGAGUAUGUGAAUGGGUUGCCGGCCCCAAACCAACGCGAAGCUAUCUGCCAUGAAUGCGGCCACCCCAAUAAGACCGGCGCGCGGAUCUGCGAGCGCCCAGAGUGCCAAACGCUCCUCGUGUUCUCGGCAGGAGUUCAUUCGGGCAAACGAAGCGUUGGCAAGCUCGUGCUGUCGCGAGGAAUGCAUUGAUAUCGGAGAGGGUGUUACUAGUUCAAGAUGGGGUCGUAUAAUAUGCUACAGGUCCUCUUGAAUGUUCAUAAUAAUAAUAAUACAUAUUAUAUGCA
Messenger RNA from Aphanomyces astaci, 1137 nucleotides. RefSeq lists its product as hypothetical. Bases 20 to 1042 code for a protein of 340 amino acids. The record is from RefSeq and is a predicted model, not a curated record. Gene Ontology annotation, molecular function: phosphatidylinositol binding. Lineage: Eukaryota; Oomycota; Saprolegniomycetes; Saprolegniales; Verrucalvaceae. The transcript has a single exon.